This is a messenger RNA of Oenanthe melanoleuca, 3995 nucleotides long. It is a transcript of the gene PODXL, whose product is annotated as podocalyxin like. Gene Ontology annotation, cellular component: microvillus membrane; apical plasma membrane. The record is from RefSeq and is a predicted model, not a curated record. NCBI's taxonomy places the organism in Eukaryota, Metazoa, Chordata, Aves, Passeriformes, Muscicapidae. The transcript is spliced from 5 exons. The annotation marks the transcript as partial. Gene Ontology annotation, biological process: cell migration; regulation of microvillus assembly; positive regulation of cell-cell adhesion mediated by integrin.
CCCUCGCUGUCAUUGCAGGCUGAGUGGAGAACUGCCAGCAACAACAGCUCCUUCUUUGAGAGCUUCUGCUCCACAGCCCAGCGUGUGUUUGAUGCCAGCAGGGACUCGUGCACGGUGGUGCUGAUGGCCUGCAAGCCCAGCUCCCAGCACUGGGCUGUGCAGGUGCUCCUGCACCUUCCCUUGGACUCUGAAGAAGUCCUCACAGAGCUGAAGGAGAAGGAGGACAGGCUAGAGGAGCUGGGCAUCGUCAACAUCACCUCUGACAAGAUGGUGGAGGACAUGAGCAUCAAGGACGAGUUCAGCACGCCCCUGAUCAUCACCAUCAUCACCCUGGCCGGCUCCCUGCUGCUCAUCGCCGCCAUCUACGGCUGCCACCAGCGCUUCUCCCAGAAGAAGGACCAGAACAUCCACCCUGAUGUCCCCGGGUUUGAUGAUGGACAUGUGGCCCUGAUCUUUAAUCAGCGCCUGACCGAGGAGAUGCAGACCAUGGAGAACGGCUACCACGACAACCCCACGCUGGAGGUGAUGGAGACCUCCUCUGAAAUGCAGGAGAAGAAGGUGAACCUCAAUGGUGAGCUGGGGGACAGCUGGAUCGUUCCUCUGGACACCCUCAUGAAGGAGGACCUGGAGGAAGAGGAGGACACGCAUUUAUAGGAUGCAGAACUUGAUCAAGAGAAGAACAACCACCCCCCCAAAAAAAUUCCAUAAACCCUACACACAUGCACACAGAGCUCCAAAAUCAGGCAAAAUCCCCCCUAAAAAGCAAAAAAUCCCUUAAUGAGCUAAUUGUGGCCCCUUGUGCCACCACAUGGGGUGCAGGAUGGGAGAGGAAAGGACAUGAGAAGACACCUCUGGGGCACAUCAACACAAGCCACAUCUGGCCAAGCAUCCUCCAUCCCCCACCCUCCUCCCACGCCAGACAUGACCAGCCAUGGGCAAACAGGGUGGCUUUGCUCCUGAGGAGCUGCUGGUCUCCUCCAAGCACGUCCCCUCUCCACAUCUGACCACGCCAGCUGCACCCUCCAGCUACGGAGUGACUCAAAAAUCAAGAGAAAUAAAGUAAAUAGGAUGGGAGAUGGAGCACAUCUGACAGCAAAGCAGCACUUGGCAAUUACAGCUCGACAAAUCCUCUGGCCCACGCUGUUUAGUCAUCACCCUGCCCUCCCUGACACCCAGGUAGUGAGGGAAAAAAGCUGGAACAACCUGUUUGUUUUUAAUCCAGUUUCCAUCCUCUGCUCAGAGCUGAAACGCACAAGAGCCCCUCGUUGUGCCAUAGGCAAAUGGAUGCAUCCCAGCAGGAUGGCAGGGAUGCAGCAGUGCCAAGUGAUGCUCAGCCCCUCUGCCAAGGGAUGUGGAACAGAUCCUGCACCCACCUGGAGAUAGACAGAGGUGCAGCAGCUUCUUGUUUUGAAAGGUUGAGGUGGAGGGAGAGGAAAAGGAGGAACUCCCUGAGUUCAUCCCUCUUAGGAAGGGUGUGGAGAGCAAGAGUGAUGCCUGGUCUCUAGCCCAGGUGUGAUGUUGGGGGUUUUGUGGUGCAGGAACCCAGCUCUGGUGCUGCAUUUCCCUACAGAAGGAUCACUUGCCUUCCAGGAAUUACACAGCAGCAUCUCACAGCCCUCAUCCAUCCUCCACGAGACUGUGGGACACAUGCACCACUAUGGUUUGUGAUUUUUGAGGGCACAUUUCCAGCAUGAGCAGCAGAAGAGGUAAAAGAGCAGCAGAAUGUGAGCCAGGGAGCUUGAUGGCAUUCAGAUGUCCCUUGGUGUUUCAUCCCCUCGAGGUUUAAAAGCUCAGCCCACGUUCUCAAGCUCUUCUUCACAAGCCACUAAAAUCACAGAGACCUGCAAAGCAACUUCCAGCUCAGCAGUGAAGCUGGGACUGAGCUUUGUCCUGCAGCCCUUGGUCUGUCACCCAGGUCUCCCUUUGCUGAAGCCUUUAAAUGGGAGAAGAAAACCAUGGCUGGACUGAGGCCAUUUCUGGAUUUUGACUCCCCACCACAGCUCCUAAAUGGCUCUGAAAGGUUGAGGAGAGUUUCAUGCCUUUGCUCUGGUGAAGCAGCUCAGUCCUGGCAGAGGCAGGGAUCCUCCUCCAGCUGGGGUCCAUCCUCCAGCACACGAGGACCAGAAGGUCACUUGGCUGAGUCCCCCUCCCAGGGUGAGGAUGGUGCUUGUCCCAAACCCUCUGCCAGCCAGAGGAGCUGCAGAUAAGAGCAAUGCCCAAACACAGCCCUUCUCCUCUGCUUGCCAUAAACCAAGGCACAACAGGGAGAUUUCCUCUGGGCUCUGCCACCAAGUCAACCUGACUGGGAUCUGCUGCCCUGGAUGAGGGGAAAAGCAGAGCCAAGCUUGGAGAAAGCCUGGUGGAGUUGGGAGUACUCAGGAAGGAGAGGAUCAGGGUGUUUGGCUCAGCCCCAGGACAGGUGCUGGCAGAAGAUACAAGUGGCUCUUCCCCCUUCUGUCCUGCACUGAAGGGCAGAGCCUGAAGUGUUCAAACCUUUAUAUUUUUGUAUGUAAAUAUUCCUGCUAUUCAUUAGCAAUGUAUUCUGCACACUUCACUUACCUGUGCACUGCACUAUGGGGAAGUAAUUCUGGAGGGGAGGGGAAAUAAUAAAUAAAAUAAAUGUAAAAAAAAAAAAAAUCUUAAAAAAAAGGAAAAAAAAGAAAGAAAAAGCUAAAGGCCAGCCUGGUAGGGGAUUAAAAUUUGACAUGAAGUAGAAAAACACCUCUUGCCCAGGUAACUUUGUGCCAUGGCUUUGUUCCUGUUCUGGCAGCAUCAAGUUCAGCUCUUCAACGUGUCCAUGAGUCUCAGAGAACAGCCCUUGGCAUCCAGCACUGCUCUUGUGAGCACUGUGACCUCCCAGCUGCCCUGACAGACAAACAGCAGGUCCAUGACCUCACAUCUCUGUCCUUCCCAGAAAACAAACACAGUGAAACCAGGGCAGCAGCGCUGCUGUGGCCACCAGGGCUGGAGCUGCCACAAGGACACCCUGGCAGGGCAUCUCCAGGCACUGGGCUUUGGAUGUGCCUAAAGAUCCCCCCUUCCCAGCAGAGAGAUGCCAAAGUGCUUUAAUGAGUCAGGUCCAAAGACUUUCCAAGAGAACCCUACAGAGGCUUGAGAUCAAGUAACCUUAAAUCUUUCCGAGCAGAGACCAGUGAGGAUGUUAACUGCUCAGCAAGUGCUUAUAGUGAUUUAUAUUUGAAUAGGAAUUGUACAUUUAUUUAUUUUUCCAGACACCGUAUUUUUAAACCACUAAUAUUUUAUAGUAGAUUUUCCUUCCCCUAUUUAAAAGAACUAUUUCCACAGGAAAAGAAAAGAGUACUUUUUUUUUUUUUUUUUAAUGUUGAGAACAUUCUUUUUUUGGAAUUAAAAAAAAAAUCAGGUAGGAAAUGCAGCAAUGAGCAUCUUUGGCCUUAACCCUUCCCUUCGUAGAGUGUAGCCAUAAUUGUUAGACCAAAAAUAAGAAAUAAAAAAAAAGAUUUACCCAGGCAUUUCCUUCCUCCCUUCCCUGUGCUCCUCUUCUCUCCCCCAAAACAGCUUUAACAUCCCACACAUUGUACAAAGAGAUUCCUGCUCUUACCUCUCGGCGAGAGCUUUACAAGCAGCUCAGAUGUCCUUGCAAGAGACUUUUCUAUUUUCAGAUUCAUGAGGAAAUGUGUAAAUACUUUAGGAACAUUUUAUCUUCCGCUCACAGUGCCAUGACCCAGCUGAUGAGGUUGAUACUGUGACUGCUGCCUACAGAAGACACACAGAAGUCAUAAUCCAUGAGGGACUGGAGAAGGAAAACCUAAUUCCCCAGGUGGUUACCUGUUGAACCUUGCACAUAGAGUAGAGCUCUUACUUACUGUGUGUAGCAGCAUCUCUCAUGGGGACAGGAGUCUGAUUUACACUGGAAUUUACUGAGGAACUGGAUUGUAAGAGAUUAUUCUUGCAUUUUCCUACAAAUAUAUUUUGAGAGCAUCAUGUAUUUCUGUCAAUAAACAUUCUUAUGUAAAAGG